GUUGUUACUCAUGGAUACAACCACGGAGGUCGAGCAGAGGCAACUGCAGUUCAAUUGAAUUCAUUGACAAGGGAAUAGGGUUGGCAUUUCACGCGUCAAUGUUUACUCCCGUUCACACCUCCUUGGGAGCCCUGUUGCUCUUCCAAGGGUCAACCGGUCUCCUGGUUCACAAUGGUGCCGUCUUUGGCAUCUCCUCCCUGCUGUCCGGGUGUGUUUUCAAUCCGAGUCGAGACAAUGUGCCGAUCAUCGCGGGUCUGGUGUCCAGCGUGGUGCCCGUUCUGUUCUUCAGUCCUUCAUUGAUCCCAUCAUAUCCGUCGACACCGAGCUCGUGGACGUCACUGGUUUCCACGCUGGGAACCGGGUUUUUGCUGGGAUGGGGAACAAAGAAUGGAAGGGGUUGCACGUCAGGCCACAUGCUUUGUGGCUUGUCUCGUCUGUCGCCGCGCUCCCUGAUCGCAACCGUCAUAUUUUUCACCACCGCUCUCCUCACGUCCAACCUGGCUUCUGGAGGCCAGAACAUUCCUGCUUGCGCCGAUGGAAUGCCAUGCUACCUGCCUGUAUACCCCACGGUCUCGGAGCUUGUCUUCAUGGCUAGCACAGUCGUACUCACGUCCAUUGCCAACAUGUUCGUCGUGCCGAAAUUAUUGCAUCGCUCAGAAAUAUCCAAGUCGAUGUUCGCAUACUUGGCCGGUCUGCAGUUUGGCAUGGGCCUGUUCUUCUCGGGAAUGGCAGAUCCGGCCAAGGUUCUGCGCUUUUUCGCUUUCGUGACUGAUCCUUCUCGAUUUGACCCUUCGUUGGCUCUCGUUGUUCUCCUUGGAAUCGGUCCGUCCGUCGUGGUUCACCAGUUGGUUAAACCUGGUCAGAAAUUGGAUAAAAAUACAGAUAAGCCUGCCAGGCCUACCCUAGCGGAGACUUGGCGUCUUCCCACCGCCACCGUCUCAGACAUUGAUUGGCGCUUUGUCACUGGUGCGGCGGCUUUUGGGUUAGCUUGGGGGCUACGAGGAGUGUGUCCAGGGCCGGCAAUCCUGCGCUCAAUAUUGCAGCCAGUCUGGGGCCUUGCCGAGAUGACUGGGUAUAUGCUAGGGAAUCUAGUGUAG
Messenger RNA from Aspergillus steynii IBT 23096, 1097 nucleotides. Its product is annotated as YeeE/YedE family protein. The transcript is spliced from 2 exons. NCBI's taxonomy places the organism in Eukaryota, Fungi, Ascomycota, Eurotiomycetes, Eurotiales, Aspergillaceae. Bases 99 to 1097 code for a protein of 332 amino acids. Gene Ontology annotation, cellular component: plasma membrane. The record is from RefSeq and is a predicted model, not a curated record.